This is a messenger RNA of Suillus fuscotomentosus, 1602 nucleotides long. RefSeq names its product meiosis protein SPO22/ZIP4 like-domain-containing protein. Gene Ontology annotation, biological process: meiotic cell cycle; regulation of synaptonemal complex assembly. NCBI's taxonomy places the organism in Eukaryota, Fungi, Basidiomycota, Agaricomycetes, Boletales, Suillaceae. The record is from RefSeq and is a predicted model, not a curated record. Bases 216 to 1529 code for a protein of 437 amino acids. The transcript is spliced from 18 exons.
CGCAUUCAUACAUCUAACGUUUCCCACUGUAACCCAAGAACUCUUGAUCAAGACAAAACCAAAGCUAAAGGACGGAACUACCAGGGAUGAAACCAUAACGAGGGAGUUACAUAAGAUCGCAUCGCUUGCACAGACAUUCACAGAACAGCGCCUAAAGUUGAGCAAAAAGAGCCAGUUAUCAGAUUUCCUUGAUCAGGAAGGUGUCAGCCUGUGGAAUGCGUCCGGUGCGGAUCCGUCAAGGCUCUGCACAUGACAGCCGCGUUGUCGUCGCCGCUUUGCGGCUAGCUGGAUUUCGCCUCAUGGAAGCAGGGUUAGAACCUAAGCCUGGGACUGAAGCAUUAUUACAUAUUCUUCAAAUCGCGAGUAAGACUGGCGCAACCCUGUCCGAACUCGGCCACAAUGACACUGCAUCGGGCGUGCUGAGUUGUGCGGCGAAGUAUGAAGAAGCGCUGAGAAAUAUUGACGACACGAGUGGCACAAAUCAGCAAGCCAGGGCAUGUGUUACAACUGUCUACCUCUCAACUAGAAUGGAAGCAGCUUGGAGGGAAGGAAAUGAAGGGUUAGCGGCCUUUAUGGCUGACAAAGUCACAGAGAAUGACGGACGGCUCGUGCUCCUUUCAAAUCAUGACCGAGAGACGCUGGCGACUAAGCUUCUUGACAUUGGCAAAUCACUUUUGAGAAGUUGCUAUCAGGAUAACAAAUUGACACCAGAAGAAAGUAAGGCUAACGAGGCUAUUCGAUGGAUGCAGAAGGCUUUUUCCGUCAUCGAGCCUCUGGAUUGUACGGCCAAUGCCGGGCUCGCUGAGCUCAAGAGAUCGGUUCUCAGGAGUCUGGCCCGUGGCUACUUCUUGUCAUCAUCCCAGGAUCCAGAGAAUUUGAUCAGAGCGGAAACCGCGCUAGAAGAAGUUAUUGCAACUAUCGAUUCUUCUGUAGACAACGUAAGCUCCGAAUACCAGCAACUCCGAUGGAUGAAGUUGGCUGUCAUAAAGCGGCGGAAAGCUGGAGAUACUGUUCUUCUUCAAGCUUUACAAGCCAUCAUUGACAACCUGACAUAUUCAGAAAGCAAUCUUACCGAUGUCCUACAGGAACUUCGGACGCUUUCUCAGCAUCACCAAUUAGUCACGAGUACAAUUCAGUACUGCCUUCAUCGUGCCUUGCAGUGCUCUUGGAGCCCAGACGCCGUGGAAAGGCUUCUCAUAUCCCUCAUAUUCCAUUGUUCUAAAGAUGACAAACACGACAGAGCCAUACAAGAUCUGCAUGCAUCUUUCAAAGAACUACGUGACGUGGAAUUUGAGCUUCUCAAAGCUCCGGCCACAGCUUGCAUCACUCUUUUAUGGCAAUACGGUGAUCGCCAUUACCAUGCGGGGCGAUGGAACGAAGCUGCGGAUUGGUUCACCUGUGGCACACAUUCUAUAUUUACAAGUUUAGGACCUGUCAGCAGCUCAAAGUGUUUUCGGAAGGCUGCCCUAGCGCAUCUUAAGCAAAAGGACUACGCUCACGCGGGGUCCAUCAUCCGCCAGCUGUCCUGACACAGAAGCCACGACACAAUAUGUAAAGUUUCUUAUUGCGGUUUAUCAAGGACUGGAAGACGAAGGUAUCUCC